GUAUUUAUGUUUUCUUUGUUUUUUUUUUACAUGGAACUUUAAUUGUGAAAUUAAAAAGGAAGUUUGCCCGACUCCAUGUUGACGGAAGUCAAGGGAAACCGUCAAUGGACGCUGCGCUUCUCUGCUCAUUCCUUCUUUGUUUUUUUCAUUAGUAAAUCUUAAUUUAACUUUUUGGUACUUUUGUAUUGUUUCAUCUCAUCUGCUCAUCGGAUGGGACAAUGUGACCAGGCUCUAGUGUUUGAUUGGCUGACAAAUCCGUCACUCAGCCCUCGGCGAUAAAAGCAGCUGCUUCCGGUUUCAGUUUGACGUUUGAAAUAAUCGGCAAAACAUAAUAAUGUGUUACUUUUACUGUUAAAAAAUAAUACAUACGUGUAUUUGGUAGUUAUAUAUAUUUAUGUAUUUUGUAUUUGUUUUUUGACAUGGAACUUUAAUUGUGAAAUUAAAAAGGAAGUUCACCCGACUCCAUGUUGACGGAAGUCAGGUGAAACCGUCAAUGGACGCUGCACUUCUCUGCUCAUUCCUUGUUUGUUUUUUUCAUUUGUAAAUCUUAAUUGAACUUUUUGGUACUUUUUUAUUGUUUCCUCUCAAUCGACGCUCACGCUGACCGCAAUGUGGGACCACGAGAUCCGAGCCAUGGCGAGCACCCACGCCAUCAUCGCCGCUUCGGUGUUCGUGGCGACCGUGGUGCCCGCUGCUGUCGUACCGGGGUUCUCGGUGUAUGGAACCCACCUUCUGUGGCUCUACUCGGUGUCCGGGGCGGUCACCUCGGUCAGUGUCGCCAUCUUCUGGCUGCUCGGCAUCUCCCCGCCGACCAAGAAGCACACGUUGGGAUACAAGCUGUCAAGGUUGUUCCGUUCCUGUUUGUACUUCUUCCUGUCCUGCUUGUUCUUCCACACAGUCGUGGUUCUCUACGGCGCCCCGCUGAUCGAGUCGGCGGUGGAGACCUUCUCUCUGGCCGUGCUGCUGUCCUCCCUCACCACCCUGAGGUGUCUCUGCGUCCUCGGACCAAACGUCCAGGCCUGGAUCCGAGUGUUCAGUCGCCACGGCGCCAUGUCCGUGUGGGACACCUGUCUCCAGAUCACUGUGGCCCUUACGGUGGUGGGAGCUUGGGUGGGAGCUUUCCCGAUUCCUCUGGACUGGGACAGGCCUUGGCAGGUUUGGCCAGUUUCCUGCAGCCUGGGCGCCAUAUUUGGCUACCUGUCGGGUCUGGUGGUGGCGCCGGCGUGGAUCCACUUCCACCGCAAGCAGCUCACCUACAAGUGUAAAUAGAUGUGCACUCCUGGUAUUUAUUUGGAACAUUUAAAGACUGAACAAAAGGGCGACACUGGGUCUCCAAUGUUUUUUUUACAGAAAACAGAAGGAUUAUGGGGGUCACUUUGACACAUUAAACAUGAUAAAACAAUGUUGCGUCAUAUAUGCUGAGCUGUCUCAUGUUAGCUUUGGCACUUGGGUUUUUCCAUACGCCUCACUUUUGGUAUAUUUUGUCUCGGUUAUCAACACAGCCAAACAUUGCACGUGACAAACAAGCCAGUCUGUUAGGGCUGGACCCCCAGGGUGCAGAGGCACAGGCGACGUGCAGGAAGUGUCUUAAAUCAUACUCGCACAGAGAAAAUCCACACGUCGCAAAAGGCGGACACAAAUAAAGACCGGGAAAAUUGUAAUUGGGAUAAGGUAAACAUCUGUUCAGUAUUUUAACAUAAAAGUGUUUGAUUGUGAGGCAUUAAAAGCCAAAUUUAUUUGGCUUUUAAUGCCUCGGGUUCCUCGACCCAAUUUUUCCACUCAAAUAUGAACACUGAAUUAAUAAUCCCACGCUUGAUUUGAAUCGUAUUCAAAAAUGAUAUCUAACUGCCAGGUUCAAACACUGAUGACAGCUAUUAAACAAGACAAGAAGCAAGGAAUUAAACAGAGACAGAAUCAAAUUUGUUGUUACUCAGCCACAAACGCUGGCUGAGUAACAACAAUAUAAACAUUACACAAGGGUUCAUUCAUUAUUUUUUUGAAAUACAAAAGUAAACACAUUUUUAUGCAUAUGUAAAUGUAUUCAGUAAUAAACAUUCACUUUCUUCGUGGAUCUAAACUUUACCACUGCCGGUAUUUUUUUCUAUAUUUUUAUUGUAAUAUUUUCAGAAUGUGUUUCCAGCCAAAGUAAGACAAAGAAAAUAAUCUGAUUUUUUCUUUAUUUUUUUACUUUGAAUGCCAUGAUUUUAAUAGUCCGGCCCGCGUGUGCACAGAUUUUCCUCCAUGCGGCCCCUGAGCUAAAAUGACUUUGACACCUUUGCUCUACAUCACAAGUGUCAAACUCAAGGCCCGGGGGCCAGUUCUUCUACAUCAUUUUAUGUGGCCCGCCAAAGCAUGGAAAAAAAUCGUCUUUCAAUAAAAUACUUGGUUGUUUUUUUUGGUCAUUUUUACUCUUUUUAAUUUUGACAGAAAAAAAAAAGCAUAUUUAAAACUUUAAUCUUAUCUGAUCAU
Messenger RNA from Entelurus aequoreus (snake pipefish), 2469 nucleotides. RefSeq names its product phosphatidylinositol glycan anchor biosynthesis, class F (gene pigf). Bases 610 to 1269 code for a protein of 219 amino acids. The transcript has 5 exons. The record is from RefSeq and is a predicted model, not a curated record. Lineage: Eukaryota; Metazoa; Chordata; Actinopteri; Syngnathiformes; Syngnathidae. Gene Ontology annotation, biological process: GPI anchor biosynthetic process. Gene Ontology annotation, cellular component: endoplasmic reticulum membrane.